Molecule: messenger RNA, 780 nt
Organism: Caenorhabditis briggsae
Lineage: Eukaryota; Metazoa; Nematoda; Chromadorea; Rhabditida; Rhabditidae
Exons: 6
Coding region: 1-780 (259 amino acids)
Source: RefSeq, a predicted model, not a curated record
AUGUCAGAUGAAGAAGCUUUACCUGCACCCGAAGACGAACCAGUGUCGAUUCCAAUCAAAAGUGUAAAAUGGACAGAUAACGCCAGCUCACAGAAGGUCAUAAGCAAUCUGGAAAAAUUUGUGAUCAACCAAAACCUAGACAAAAGCUACAAGAAAAUUGCUAGUGAUGGGAUAUCCAGCAGCAAACGAACGUUGGAAUCACUUCUGGCUCGUAACGGCGGUCACCAGAAUCUUCUUAACGAAGAAAUGAGCAACAAGAACAAUAAAAACUACACAUUAGAUGCGAAUGGUCGAGUUUGUCUUGUCAAAAAUUCCCCGAACGAAACAAGCAGGCAUCAGGAACUCGUUCUCCUCCAAAAAGAUACUGACGAAUUGCGAUGUCUCCGAGAGUAUCUGAUGCUGGCUCUCGAAACAAUAAUGCAAAAUCAUCGGCAAAUGAUGGUGAAUUAUGUGAAGAAAGUCAGAGAACGGCCACGACAGAUCCCACAGUCCACUAUUGACAGCGCCAUGGAAAAAGCCAAUACCCAAAUCAUCAAUGAUUUUGCUCAAAUCACAUUAGCCGUCGACGAAUCGAUUGCUCGCGAAGAAAUAAGAUCGGAAAACCGCCGAAAACUUAAGAAAUCCAUCGAAGCUGAAACUUUUCUUAUGAAAAUGAUGUUGAAUAUGGAAGAUAUUCGCGAAGCGAACGUUAGCGACUUGGUAGCUUUAUGGAGAAGCCACCUGCGCCCGCCCACUGAUAAAUCAGAACCGACCCAAGCUGCUGGAGAUUCAUCAUUUUAA